Messenger RNA from Protopterus annectens (West African lungfish), 3121 nucleotides. RefSeq lists its product as uncharacterized. The coding region runs from base 116 to 2500 and encodes 794 amino acids. Lineage: Eukaryota; Metazoa; Chordata; Ceratodontiformes; Protopteridae. The record is from RefSeq and is a predicted model, not a curated record. The transcript has 13 exons.
UAUGGAGGAGAAAAGAUGCAAGGAAGAAGCUGGAAUGCAGACAAACAGAUGCAGCAGCCCUGCCUAAAACAGACAGGACUACCUAUGACCGAGCCUCCAGCAUUGACGACGGACUAUGGGUCAAGUCCUUGGGUUCGCCCACUGCAAAGAAUCUCCCUCAACUGUCUCCACAACUCCAGAUUCUACCCCUUCAAGUACUGAAGGUGGAAAUGAGUCUGAUUUUCCUGACCUCCAUACUGCAAGAGAAUUUUCUGAUGAUGAAGAGGAAACAUCAGUGGACUGGGGAACUCCUCAGCAAAGUUCCUGUGAGUUGACGUUUUCCUACAUCACCUUCUCAGGAAGUACAGAAGGUGAUGUUAAUAUGGGACACAGGAGAGACUCUUUUUCUGGUGAACUUGCUCAUUCUGACAGGGAAAACAGGGUCAGAAGACAAAGAAGGCAUAAGUCCUCAGGAUUAAUGCGAACUGAAACUACCGAAACAUUUAUAUCAGAACUCAGUGAGAACACUUCUUUCACAUUGCACCAGUUUCAUGGUUUUGAUGCAGACAAUCAAUUCUAUCUUGACAAUUUGGGAUCUGAGGAGCAGCACUCUUUAAGUGGCUGGGACCCUACAAUUUGUUUUAUAGAUGAACCUGAAUGCCCCCAAAGUGAAUUAGCAGCAGAUGAUGUAAAAAUCAAGGAAUACAGUCAGUACUUAAAACAUACCUGGCGAGAGACAAAAGGUGGGAGUCCAUUUGAGAAGGACAGUGGAAUAACAGUUACUGAAAUCCAUCCUGUAUGUUCAGAGGUUUUUCCUGGAACAGAAACUCCUCCUCAAAGCAUAGAGGAGACCGUAAGUCUUUGUAGAAUCACUCCUAUUCACUUACCCCUUGCAGACUCAGGAGACAAGUCAAAAAGCAAUCAAGAUGCACCGAGUGAUGUCAUUACUGAUGAUUCAGGGCAUAAUAUAGUUCAGCCCAGACCUGACAGUUUACUCUCGGAGGCCUUAUCCCAACCUGGAGCUACAGUUUACAUGGACAUUCUUUCAAAAGAAAGUCCUACAUUACCUCCAGCCUUUAAUACAUUGGGCUGCAAUCAAGAUCGCUUCUCUGAUGAUGAGGAAGAUGUUAAAUAUUGGCUUGAAAAUGAACCAUUCAUAUUAUCACAUCAUAUGCACUCUGACCAAUCAGGGAACAUUUUGAAAAUAAGAAUGCUGGGAUUCUUUUUCCUUUCCUCUACCCAUACGGAAGUCGUCUUUAACCAGCUGCUCUCCACAAGGUGUGACGAGGAAGUGGAAGAUGGUCGAGGAGAAACACGAGUUUCAAAAAAAGGUACUGAAACCCGCAACGAGGAAUUAGUUGUUAAUAUUUCAAGCUAUAGAUUAACUGAAUACGAAAGGUCAUUGUUGAACUGUGGCCUAUCAUUCAUACCUUCAAAGACUGUUGAUAUAACUGAUGCCAUUCUAGAUGUGAAACUGUUUAUGAGACAGAUUGGACUUAGUUUGAUGUUUGGUAAUACCAUGACAGAUAGAAAAGAUGUUUUUGCUAAACCAUCCACUUUUAUGCCUCAAGGCCAUCCUGUUCUGGAAGCUUUUGAAAAAGCUUGUGAAAGGGAUUUAUUUGAGCUUUAUAAAGGCCAGAGUCUAAGAGUAUCCCGCCUCACUACAGAUGAAGUGACACUUGGUUCUAAACAACAAAUGUUAGCCGAAAACCUGAAAUCAAGAGGCUAUAGUACACAUGAAGUGGAAAAUGUUUUUCAUGUCAAUGAUUUAAAUAGGAAUAGUAAAGGGAACCCUUAUUUGGGAAAUGCUGAAGAGAUAGAAGCUUUUCAGCAGUUACGCAUUACUCAUCUCACAGGAGCCAGGCUGCAGUUAGAGUAUCAGAGUCUGCAUAAGAUGGAGGCACGGACAGAAUGUCCUGGAAGGGAAAGCGUAUGCUGCUCCUACAAACAGAAAGUGGCUGACCUUUUGUACUGGAAGGACCUGAAAACAUCGGCGAUUGUGUUAACUGGGCUUAUGCUGGUGCUGCUCUCCCUCUCCCAGUUCAGCGUGAUCACUGUGGUUUCUUAUGUGACGUUGUUAGUGCUCUGUGCCACUGUCAGUCUCAGGGUGUACAAAAAAAUACUGCAAGCCCUUCAUAAGUCAGAUGGGGCAAACCCUUUCCAAGAAUACCUGGAUAUGGAUAUGUUUGUAUCCAAAGAGCAACUUCAGAAGUAUGUAGAGACGAUCAUCCUCUACUUCGCCUCCCUAGUCAAGGAGCUCCGUCGCCUCAUCUUAGUUGAAGAUCUGGUUGAUUCAAUAAAGUUUGCAGUAUUAAUGUGGCUUCUGACCUUCAUCGGUGCAGUUUUCAAUGGCCUCACUAUUCUCAUUCUGGCUGUAAUCAGUAUGUUUACUAUUCCCCUGCUGUACCGACAACAUCAGGCACAGAUUGACCAGUAUGUGGGGCUUGUCACAGCUCAGAUCAGUGAUAUUAGGGCAAAGAUCCAAGCAAAACUCCCAAGUGCAAAGUCCAAGGCAGAGUGAAAAUGAGCUGAUCCCAAAGCCAGGGAGCAGCAACACGAGCGCUGACUUAAAAGAAGCAAGAAAGACAAAUUAAUCUUUUUUCAGUGACCACUGCCUUUGAGUUAAUCUUUUUCUUUCCCCAGACACAUCUUUAAAGAUCAAAUAUUUCUGUUUGUAAAGAAAAUGUGCUAUCCCAGAAGCACUGCAUAAAAGCUUCAGAAAGGCUUGGGCAUCAUUCCAAAGACCGUGUUGUCUUAAUUAAAUCAUGGAUGCAAUUUAUUUAUUGUACUUUUGCCAAAAAAACAUGGCCUCAGACAUUAUGCAGGAUGGCCCCAAAAUUAAGGACACUGCUUGGGCCUGUCCUGUUAAUGUGUAAUGAGUUUUCUCAACAUUUUUUCAUAUGUUCUUUAUUAGAAGUUGAUCAUCUGUUCUUACUUAGAAUUUAAAUGUUUUGUCUCACACCAUAUAGAAUUUAUCCCUCUAAUGUCUUAUGUUAGAAUUUCCUCUCAUUUAGCUCUGAAGAAACCCUCUUCUUUAAAAAGGGCACUUGUACAAUGGGAUUUUAAAGAAAAAAAAAACACUACACUUUGCUGAAUUGUAAACUUUAGAAUUAUGUGUAUUAAAGCCCUUGGUUAAACAAUA